UCAAGAUAUUGAUGCGAUGCGUGCAAAAAAUACCUCAGUGAACUUAUCUGAUCUUGUUGAGAUUCAAGUUAAAUACAACAAACAUCUGCCAAAUUUGCAUGAGAUUGAUUAAACUCACUCACUCGUCCAGGCCGAGGAGGAAGAAAGACCGACUAUUCGUUAUAUAAAUUUUUCUGAGAUAAUUGCAGAUUGUUUGUUACAAUGGUGGGUCGACUCCAAGGAAAGAAAGUGGUUAUAACUGGAGCGGGGGCAGGAAUUGGGCGAGCAUCAGCCCUCCUAUUUGCGAAGGAGGGUGCCCUCGUGUACCCGACGGAUCGUGACCUUGACCUCGUCACGCAGCUCGUGGGCACGCCCGGAAUCGUGAAGGCUAUAAGGCUCGAUAUCCUUAAGAAGGAGGAUGUCGACGCCGUUGCGAAGGAAAUCGGAAGGGUGGACGUUCUCUUCAAUUGCGCUGGUUGGGUUCCCGGUGGUAGCAUUCUCGAAACCUCUGAUGCCACAUGGGAUCAGGCUAUGAAUCUCAACGUCAAGGGAGCAUUCUGGAUGAGCCAGGCUUUCAUCCCCCUCUCCCUUGCAGAAAAGAAGGGAUUAUCAAUUGUGAACAUGUCCAGCGCCGCCAGCUCGAUUAAAGGCGUCCCAAAUCGGUGCGCCUAUUCUGUUUCGAAGGGGGCUUUGAUCGCCCUCACGAAGUCGAUCGCUGCCGAUUUUGUCGGCCAAGCCAUCCGAGCAAAUAACAUUUGUCCAGGAACCGUCGACACGCCCAGCUUCCGUGGUCGCGUAAACGACAGCGCCGACCCAGACCAAGCCAUGAAGGAUUUCAUUGCUCGGCAGAAAAUGGGACGGCUCGGAACGGCAGAGGAAAUUGCGGCCUUGGCGCUGUAUCUGGCAUGCGAUGAGUCAGUCUACGUCACUGGACAAGAGUUCAUCAUCGAUGGUGGGUGGUGCUUGUAAACAACAACUUAUCGAAAGGAGUGGAGUAAAAUUCCGAAAUUUCUUAUUUUUCUGAUUACAUAAUUUGCAAAACUUGUCUUCAAAAUUUGUCAAAAAAUGAAUACAAUCUCUUCGUUCCAAAUAAAAUUGGGAUAAAAAAUUUAAUCAAA
Messenger RNA from Folsomia candida, 1097 nucleotides. Its product is annotated as 3-hydroxybutyrate dehydrogenase type 2. The transcript is spliced from 7 exons. The record is from RefSeq and is a predicted model, not a curated record. Gene Ontology annotation, molecular function: 3-hydroxybutyrate dehydrogenase activity. Gene Ontology annotation, biological process: siderophore biosynthetic process. Gene Ontology annotation, cellular component: cytoplasm. The coding region runs from base 202 to 948 and encodes 248 amino acids. NCBI's taxonomy places the organism in Eukaryota, Metazoa, Arthropoda, Collembola, Entomobryomorpha, Isotomidae.